UGUAUGGGAUGUUAGGCUAUUAUAAGAGAGACACUUAAAGAAAUUAAAUAAAGCAGAAGUGAAAUUUUGAUUGAAGAUGCUUUGAGUACAGUUUGUGACAAGGAAUUCAUAGGUUAUGCAUAUAUAAGUAGAACAGUUCAAUCUGGAUGUAAUGUAUUUAUAGGAGGUUGGAGAGACAAAUUAUCUGAAUAUCUAAUGGAAAGAGAAUCAAAUGAAACAAUUGAAGAUUAAUUUUGUGUAGAAUAUACAAAGGCUUGUUUUGAAAUCAAUCCAUUAGAAGUAUAAGAAUAUAGAAAGAAAAUGCAUUAAUAAAAAUAACCUGUUUACAUGGAUGGAUAAUAUUUUAUGCCUGAUGAGAAUGGAUAUGUGGAUAAAACAAGAGAUUUGGUUGAAUUGUGAGU
Molecule: messenger RNA, 401 nt
Organism: Paramecium pentaurelia
Lineage: Eukaryota; Ciliophora; Oligohymenophorea; Peniculida; Parameciidae
Source: the annotation of a GenBank genome assembly